CAAUGGCAAGGCAAACAAAAGAAAAUGGCAGCAAGAAGCAGAAGAAGAAGAAAAAUUCACAAUCCGCGUAUAUGUGAGCUCUCAGUAGGUUGGGCAAGGGGCCGCUGCCAUUGUGCCUCAUCAGCUUUCUUCCCUGAUUUUAGGCACUAGCUCAAUCAUUUACGCUCGCUACUGUAGGUGGCUGGAGCUGCUGGUAGGUUUGGUUCCCUGCUACCCAGGACACAUGGAAAGGCCAACAGCUCCCUUCCCCCUGCAGUUGGCUCCUCUUAUUCCGUUCCAGUCAGUAGUGCCUAGUGUGCUCUCUUCCUGCUCAUACCUGUACGGCCAGCCCGUCAACGAGCGUCCGGAAAACAUGGCCCCUUCCUUGGCGCGCCCUACUGGCUUCCCUCUGCAACAUAUUGCCAUUGGCAUCAAUGAGUUGGACAAGGUUCAUGAUGCAGCGAUAUAGCUAUGGCUUUCAAAAAGGUUUCGUGCGUUCUCCGAGGCCGGAUUGAACCAAUGGACCUCCCCAUAGCAAGCCGCGGCGCUCGACUCUGCCAGCCAAAACCCACCUAUCGGCUUGUGUCGCCACUAAAGCCAUCAGAAACUGUCGCCCACGGAACGGUGCGCUCUUGCAGGUGCAUAGUCGCCCGUGAUCCGCUGACACCUCGGGGGGUCCCCUGGACUAGGCCGCGG
Messenger RNA from Trichoderma asperellum CBS 433.97, 675 nucleotides. The record is from RefSeq and is a predicted model, not a curated record. NCBI's taxonomy places the organism in Eukaryota, Fungi, Ascomycota, Sordariomycetes, Hypocreales, Hypocreaceae.